UACUUCACCUGCUAUCACUUCAGAAAAGAAGGGGAAAUGCAAUGUAAAGGAACCGGAAAAGGAGAAACAGAAAUUGGAAAAGGUUACAUCGGCCUUAUUUUCUAUUUUCAGGACCGCUUACUGCUAGAAAAAAAACUUAAAAAGGAAGCUGACGAACGUGACCGUGAAGAAAAGCGACGGAUAAAAGAGGACGAACGGAGAAAGAAAGAAGAUGAAAGAAUUAAACGUGAUGAAGACAGAAAACGUAAGGAGCAAGAAAGAGAGCAGGAUAGAUUGCGAAAAGAGGAAGAACGCCGCAGACGUGAAGAUGAGAAAAAAAGAAAAGAGCUUGAAAAAGAGGACGAGCGGAAGAAGAAGGAAGAAGAAAGACUUAAAAAGGAUGGUGAGCGCAUCCUUAAAGAAAUGGAAAAAAAGAAGGAGGAAGAAGAACGUUCGAAAAAAGUUGAAAAGCAACGCGCAAUUUUAUUCGGAUUCUUAGUCAAAUCGAACGAAAAACUGGUACGUAAUUGA
Messenger RNA from Protopolystoma xenopodis, 510 nucleotides. NCBI's taxonomy places the organism in Eukaryota, Metazoa, Platyhelminthes, Monogenea, Polystomatidea, Polystomatidae. The record is from the annotation of a GenBank genome assembly.